Messenger RNA from Metarhizium brunneum ARSEF 3297, 1038 nucleotides. RefSeq lists its product as uncharacterized. The record is from RefSeq and is a predicted model, not a curated record. NCBI's taxonomy places the organism in Eukaryota, Fungi, Ascomycota, Sordariomycetes, Hypocreales, Clavicipitaceae.
AUGGCAUCGGCUUCCAGCAAGGUCGGUGGCCUCGCCGUCGCCAUCCGCGUCAUCGUCCCCGUGGCGCUGGGGUCCGCCGGCUACGUCGCCUACAAGAUCAACUGGUCCGCCGCCAUCCAAAACUUCCUAACCGGGCCGGGGCGCAGCUCGCGCAUCCUCCUGCUGCUGUUUGCCGUGCUCAACUGGAAGAACCUGCCAUUUGCAUGGACGUACCGCGUCUUCUACGCCAUCGUCUACCACAACAUGCUCCGCAAGUCGCCGGACCUCACGCCGCGGGCGCUCUUCAAGCCCAUCAUCUCGGAGACGCGGGCGCCGCUCCUCGAAAUCGACUACAACCUGCACAAGUCCAACUCGACCUACUUCACGGACCUGGACGUGGCGCGGACUCACCUCGUCAGCUACCUCACGCGGCCGGCGAUGCGCAGCCUCACGGACAACGCGCGGACGGGCCUGGUGCUGGACCCCAAGACGGGCCGGCCGGCGCGCGGGCCCAUGGGCAUCAUGCUGGGCUCCGUGUCGUGCUCCUUCAAGAGGGAGAUACGCGCCUACCGCGCGUACGAGCUGUGGAGCAGGCUGCUCGCCUGGGACCGGAAAUGGCUGUACAUUGUGACGCACUUUGUGCCCCGGGGCGCGGCCCGGCCGACCGAGUGGCUGGACCCGCGCUUCGGCCGCGCGCGCACCAGGAGCGGCGCCGACGCCUCCGCCGGCUGGGAGGCCGGCAUCCACGCCUCCGCCGUGAGCAAGUACGUCUUCAAGCUGGGCCGCUUCACCGUCCACCCGGCCAUUGUGCUGCGCGAGUCGGGCCUGCUGCCGGACCGCCCGGGCGGCUGGACCGGCGGCGACAACCAGCUCGGCGACGAGGCCGCCGACCUGGGCCACGUCGACCUCGCCGUCGACGGGGAGUGGGAUUGGGCGCGCGUCGAGGCCGAGAGGCGCCGCGGCAUCGAGCUGGCCGCCCACCUGGCCAAGCUGGAUGAGUGCCAUGGCUUGUUUGACGGCGGCACGCACGGCGCCCUGGCCAAGGUCGGGCCGUGCUAG